Miscanthus lutarioriparius is the source of this 1260-nucleotide messenger RNA. Lineage: Eukaryota; Viridiplantae; Streptophyta; Magnoliopsida; Poales; Poaceae. The record is from the annotation of a GenBank genome assembly.
AUGCGCCUCCCGCUUCUUCCACGGUCUCCUCCCCUCGCCGCCGCUGUCGCCGCCAUGCCUCCUCGCCGCCGUCGCGUUGUCAGAGCGCCGUCCCUCACGCCGUCUCCUCCACAACUCUCUUCUACCCCGCCGCCGGUCCCGUCCAUAGAGGCCCCCAAACCUGAAACCCCCGACCACCACGAUCCCACUCCCUCCGCCCGUCGCCGCCUCCCCCUCGCUGCCGGGGCCGUCGAGGCGCAGGAAGAGUGGCAUCCACUCCCGCUCUCCACGGCCGACCUUUCCCUCCCGCUCACCCUCCCCACCGGCCAGACCUUCCUCUGGCGCCGCACUUCCCUCUCUCCGCUCCGCUUCACCGGUGCCGUGGGGCCCCACCUCGUCUCCCUGUCCCACCUGCCCGACUCCGACGAUGGCCGCCUCGCAUUCCUCCUCCACAACGGCGGCGGUUACUCCACCUCCUCGGUGCCCGCUGCCCGCGCCGCGCUCAGCGACUAUCUCAACGCGGCCGUCUCGCUCGCCGACCUCUGGCGGCAGUUCGCCGCCGCAGACGAGCGCUUCGCUGAGGUCUCCGCGCGUCUCGGCGGCGGCGGCGCGCGGGUGCUUAGGCAGGACCCCGUCGAGUGCGUCUUCCAGUUCCUCUGCUCCUCGAACAACAACAUUGCCCGGAUCGAGAAGAUGGUGUGGACGCUGGCAGGCUACGGGGAGCGGCUCGGCGAGGUUGGUGGGUUCGUGUUCCACCGGUUCCCCACGAUUGAGCGGCUCGCGCGCGUGUCGGAGCAGGAACUUCGUGAGGCCGGGUUUGGGUACAGGGCAAAGUACAUUGUUGGCACUGCUAAAGAAUUGCAGGCCAAACCUGGUGGAGGUGAAAAAUGGCUUGCCUCACUGCGUAAGAAGGAGCUUUCAGAUGUGAUUGAAGCUCUUUGCACUCUGCCAGGUGUUGGUCCAAAGGUCGCUGCCUGCAUUGCUCUGUUCUCCCUUGAUCAAAAUCAUGCUAUUCCUGUUGACACGCAUGUGUGGAAGGUUGCUACACAAUAUCUAUUACCAGAGCUAGCUGGCAAGAGCUUGACUCCAAAACUUAGUGUUAUUGUUGCUGAUGCCUUUGUUACUAGAUUUGGAAGCUACGCUGGUUGGGCACAAAAUGUUCUCUUCAUUGGCCAGCUACCUGCUCAAAAACUUGUGGUGGCUCAAGUUACCAGUGACAAUGGGAGGUCUUCGGUGUCUGCUGAGUUGGCAUAUGGUUUUCUUGCAGUCCUGAAGAAGUGA